AUGGCUACAUAUAUGCGAAAGUUUCCCAUUUGUAACAAAAUUCCCGAAACGUUAAAAUUAAACAUUAAAUUCAUUCAUGUGUUCAACGAAUACAACCCAAACACUCAGAUAUACAACGGAUAUAACGCUCUGAUUAUUACAAACGAUGAUAAGGUAUACGGUUUGGGAGACAAUUUCUGGGGGUCUCUCGGGUUAGGCCAUAAUAAGUCUAUCCAAUCGCCGCAACUCAUACCCGAGUUAUGUCAUCAGGUGAACCAGGUGUUCAGUUUUGGGGACAAUUUUUACGGACAAUUGGGUAGAGAUAUUGUGAAAGAUGACUAUUUUAUGAAACCUGAAAAUAUGACGUUUUUCAAUGACCUGGAUAUCACUGAUAUUAGCUGUGGAUUUGCUCAUACAUUAGCCCUCACCGCCAACGGACAUGUUAUAAUCUGGGUCAUGAGAUACACCCAAACGUAUUGA
Molecule: messenger RNA, 459 nt
Organism: Oppiella nova
Lineage: Eukaryota; Metazoa; Arthropoda; Arachnida; Sarcoptiformes; Oppiidae
Source: the annotation of a GenBank genome assembly